This is a messenger RNA of Chelmon rostratus (copperband butterflyfish), 1006 nucleotides long. RefSeq names its product glutathione S-transferase A-like. The record is from RefSeq and is a predicted model, not a curated record. Gene Ontology annotation, molecular function: glutathione transferase activity. The transcript is spliced from 6 exons. NCBI's taxonomy places the organism in Eukaryota, Metazoa, Chordata, Actinopteri, Chaetodontiformes, Chaetodontidae. The coding region runs from base 167 to 838 and encodes 223 amino acids. Gene Ontology annotation, biological process: glutathione metabolic process.
UCACAAUCUUGGGUGACAAACAUGGGACAGGACUUCAUUCCACCAAUCUGAUUGCAAAGUGUUGGUCAGAGCCUGUUAUAAAAACAGGCACCUGUCAGAUUGCAAUUUCACUCUUCACUCCUUCCGACUUCAGCUGCCGUCAGGUGAAGCAGUUCGCUCUGAAACCAUGGCCAAGGACAUGACCCUGUUUUGGGGCUCCGGCUCUCCUCCCUGCUGGAGGGUGAUGAUCGCUCUGGGGGAGAAGAACCUGAAGGGCUACAACCAGAAAAUGCUCUCCAUUGAGAAAAUGGAGCACAAGUCGAAGGAAGUCAUGGACUUGAAUCCCAGGGGACAGCUUCCUACCUUCAAGCAUGGAGACACUGUCGUGAAUGAGUCCCUCGCUGUCUGCUUCUACCUGGAGAGCCAGUUCAAGUCCCAGGGAAAUAAGCUGAUCCCUGACUGCCCCGCUGAGCAAGCACUGAUGUACCAGCGCCUUUUUGAGUUUUUCACGUUCUACCAGAAAAUGGUGGAUUUUCUCGUCUACAAGUUGAAGGUCCCAGAGGAAGAGAGACUCGAGUCUACUAUGAAGAAGAAAAAAGAGGCUGUGAUUGAUGAGCUCAAGCUGUGGGAGAGAUACCUGGCCAAGGCACCCUGCUAUCUGGCAGGAAAGAACUUCACGCUGGCUGAUGUGUCUAUGUUUCCGAGCUUCGCUUAUCUCUUCCAAUUUGGGUUAUCUGAGAAGCGUUACCCCAAACUGGCAGCUUACUAUGACUAUCUUAAGGAGAGACCCAGCAUCAAAGCCAACUGGCCUCCCACCUGGCUGAACAGCCCGAGACAAGACAUCCUGAAAGACAUCUGAGAGGCUGACAUGCCAGAACCAUUCCUGUAACCACUCCUUGCAUUGCACUACUCUAGCUGGUAGCAUUUGUAAAAAAAACAUGCCUUUACUGUGGUUAAUUUCCCAACAGAAUUUGUUUGCAAAUUUCUCUUUUUGAGCUGUAAACAAAGGAAUAAAAAGUGACUUUCA